GCUGUUUCCUGAAUUCUGUGCUGGAGGACUGUGUCUGCGCUGGAUUUUUCUUGCCGUUUCCUGAAUCCUGUGAAGGAGCUGAAGACAUCUUGCCAACUGGACUAAGGUCGAGUUAAAUUUCAAGAAGGUUCGGGGUUUCUCUGGAGUAAGGUACCAAAAUCCACGCUUCAUCACCACAUCAGGCCUGCAACGGGUUUAUUUUUUUUUUUUGGGACUAUAUCUCAGUUAAUUAUUGCCGGCUUAGGAGAACAUUUAAGUGUGGGCCCACAUUGAAAACAGGUUUUGAAACCAAAAGAUUGAAACAUCUAGUUUUUUUUUGUUGUGAACUUAUUAUUGUGCUCAAUAUAUGUUCAACAUUUCAUACAGGUGUGUGUUUGAUUUAUUGUAGAAUAGUAUUUGGAGUAUAUUAUUUUGGUCAAAGCUAUAUUAUUGAGUGACGAGAAUAGGAAAGUACUGGAGCAUUAUUAUUCUAAAGUGAAACUUAAACAAAGGUUUAAACACGGAAGUGUUAUUAUUUAUAAGUUAAUGGGUUUAAUGAACUCAGGGGCUCUUACCUACUUCAUUGCGGUAUAAAAAGGGCUACAUAAAUGGAGGCACCGCUGGGAUCUUUUGUUUGAGUUUUGAUGUAUUAGUUCCAAGUAUUUUCUGAUCAUUAUUGUUAAGGUAAAAGUGAGACAAAAUGCAGCAAACCGAGGUUAUGGUGAAUAAACUUAGGAGCUGGUGUCGAGGGGAAGGCAUAAAUGAGAGCCAUGCAUUGUUGACAAAAGUUCCCCAAAAUACAGAAGUUGCACAAGUAGAAGAGACAUUGCAGACUAUAAAGUGUCUUGGGCGUGUGCGUGUGAGGGGAAGAAUGUUGGAUGAAUCAACUGAUCAAAUAUUAGUGCUUUGUGAGUGCAGGGAGAAACUUAGAAAUGCAGAUAUACCAAAAGAGGUGCUGACUCUAGAUGAGUCUACAGUAUGGCCUAUAUUCAUUACUGCAGAAUCUUCAAGUGCAGAUGAAGAUUUUAGUGCAAAACUAAAUACCCUGUUACAAGCAGAAGGGAAGACUGCAGAGGAAGUGCAUGCUCUUCUAGCUGGUUCAGAACCCAUUCCCUCAUCCACAGAGUCCCUCAUUCGUGCUGUGAGUGAUCUACUGGACAAAGCAGUUAAACCUGCCACAGAAACUGGAGGAUUUCGCCGCCUGCGCACUUUCUCCGGCAUAGUGCCCACUCCUGCAGGUGAAGAACAAUUUGAUCAUUGGUUGGAGCAAGCUUACAUGAUGGUAGAGGUGAGUGAAUGUUCGGCAAAAGAAAAACGACGGAGAAUAAUGGAGGGCCUAAAGGGUCCUGCAUUAGAAGUCAUCAAAGCAGUUCGCCUUUCUGAUCCAAAUGUCAGUCCUGAAGAGUGUCUAGAAGCUCUUGAUAGUGCAUUUGGGAUGGCAGAGUCAGGAGAUGAUUUAUAUUUCGCUUUUAGACUGAUGCAACAACAGUCUGGGGAAAAGUUGUCAGACUUUCUACGAAGACUAGAGCGCAGUUUGUCAAAAGUCGUUCAAAGAAAUGGCCUUCCUGCCUCAAGCAUGAACAAAGCUCGGAUUGAACAGUUGCUUAAGGGCGCAGUGGGUUCAGACUUAAUGCUAAUUCAGCUCAGGUUGAGGGAGAGAAAAGGGAACCCCCCAACCUUUCUUGAACUAUUGCGUGAAAUUCGUGCUGAAGAGGAGUAUGAAGCAUCUAGAGCUAAGUUAACUCCAUCAGUACGUGCAGUCUACCCCAAACCUCAGAUAGACCAAAAUCAUUCUGAAAUUCAGAGUCUGAGGGCUGAGAUAAAAGAGGUAAAGUCAAUGUUCGCUGCACUUUCUUCACAAUCCCUUCAAGAUACUGCUGAUAAACAUGACAAAUGUUCAACUGACAGAGAGAGACUUAAAGAACCAAGUCUGGAUGUUGAAGUCGUGGCUUUAAGGAAACAAGUUAAACAGCUGCAGCAAAAAGUCAAGUCCAGAGUGUCACAUCAGGUUGAAACACCACCAGCUGUCAUGGCCGUGUACACUCCAAGUAGACGUCCUGAAGCGGAUGAACGUUUUUGUUACCGCUGUGGUGAAAGCGGACAUAUGGCUAGUAAAUGCAGGAGGCCAGAAAAUCAAAAUAAAGUUAUUCAGAGGCUUAUUCAAGCACUCAAAAAAGCUAAAACCCCAAAUGCACAGUCUUCUACUGAUGAAAGCGUUGAGCAGAGUGCUACAGUGAGAAAGAGUGCAGUGGGUAAUCUACAACCUGUUGGGCUGCCAGAAGGGCUAAUAGGGCCCCCGUCCUUGGAACCCUUAAAAAUUAAUGGACAGCUCUGUGAUGCCCUAUUAGACAGCGGUUCCCGGGUUAGCAUUAUUUUUGAAUCCUGGUACAGGAAGCACAUGUCUGACACACCCAUUCACCCUGUCAGUAAACUAGACAUAUGGGGUUUGAGUGAUUCCAGCUACCCAUAUCUCGGCUAUGUGAUAGUAGAUAUGGAGUUUCCCAAGACAGUGACUGGAGCUCCAGCUGCUUUGUCAGUCCUAGCUCUGAUUUGUCCAGAUCCACCAGGUCCAGACCAAACCCCGGUCAUCAUUGGGACCAAUGCAAAAGCCAAUCUUCCAAAACGCUUGGCUCAGCUGUGUGAGGAAACAUCUGAGAUGCAUGUUCAGACAUUAGGAAUACACAGUCUUCUGCUUGGAGAUGCAGGAAGACAUUUGGGUUCAAAAGAAGAGAAUGAAGAGAUCGGGUGUAUAAAGUGGGAGGGUCCUGGAGACCUGACAUUUCCUGCUGGGAGUAAAUGUAAAGCAUCUUGCAGAGUGGAUGUGGAGAAGACUCUCACUGAUGACAUCUUGGUAGUGGAAUCUUCAAUCAUAAAUCCCCUUCCUGCUGGUGUGCUGCUACAAGCCAUGGUUAUUCCAAGUAAUGCUGUGGAUGUGAACCAGCUGACCUUAUUGUUCCAGAAUGAAUCUUUGAGAGACAUAACAGUUCCAGCUGGCACUGUUGUGGGAUGUCUGUGUGUUGCUGAUGUUGUCACAACAGUUUCCAAACAAAACACUGUAAAUUCAGGAUUCGAUGCAGGUCUGAUAAAUUUUGGAGACUCGCCCGUUCCAGAACAGUGGAAGCAAAGACUUUGUCAGAAACUAUCUGAACGAGCAUCUGUCUUCUCUCUGGAUGAGCUGGAUGUGGGACUCGCUAAAGAGGUGGAGCAUACAAUUAGACUGUCAGAUCCUCGCCCAUUUCGAGAGCGCUCCAGACGCAUCGCUCCUGCAGAUAUUAAUGAUGUACGUUGUCAUAUACAGAAACUACUAGCUGUAGGCAUCAUUAAAGAGUCCAAAAGUCCAUAUGCAUCUCCCAUUGUAAUUGUGAGGAAAAAGAAUGGAGAUGUAAGGAUGUGUGUUGAUUAUCGGACACUUAACAGUCGAACUGUGCCCGAUCAAUACACCACGCCCCGUAUAGAUGAAGCUCUUGAUUGCCUCUCCGGUAGUCAGUGGUUUUCAGUUUUAGACUUGAGGAGUGGCUAUUAUCAGAUAGCUAUGAAGGAGGAGGACAAAGAAAAAACAGCUUUUAUUUGCCCUCUAGGAUUUUAUCAGUUUGAGAGGAUGCCACAGGGCAUCACAGGAGCUCCUGCAACUUUCCAACGCUUGAUGGAAAAAGCAGUAGGUGACAUGAACCUCCUCCAAGUACUUGUGUACCUUGAUGACCUUAUUAUCUUUGGAAAGACUCUGGAAGAACAUGAGGAGAGACUCCUAAAGGUUCUUGACAGACUUCAAGAAGUAGGGCUCAAGAUUUCUCUGGAUAAAUGUCAGUUCUGUCAGACAAGAGUGAAAUAUGUAGGUCACAUAGUGUCUGCAGAAGGUGUCUCAGCUGAUCCAACAAAAAUUGAAGCUGUUACCACAUGGCCAAUGCCUACUAAUCUGAAGACCUUGCGGUCAUUCUUAGGAUUUUGUGGGUACUACCGGAGGUUUAUCCAGAAUUAUUCCUCCAUAGUUCGCCCAUUGACUGACCUAACUAAAGGAUAUGGACCCACGCAGCGUGGGAGAAAACCCAAAAAGGAUGGAGCUAAAGUUUAUCUGGAUGAGCGGGAGCCAUUCCGAGAGAGGUGGGAUCAAUCAUGCACUGAUGCAUUUGAGGAAGUGAAACACUGCCUUACCAAUGCCCCAGUCCUGGCUUUCGCUGACCCCAGCAAAGCUUACGUCUUGCAUGUAGACGCCAGUCUGAACGGACUAGGCGCUGUCCUUUAUCAAGAGUAUCCAGAGGGAGUGCUGGAGGACUGUGUCUGCGCUGGAUUUUUCUUGCCGUUUCCUGAAUCCUGUGAAGGAGCUGAAGACAUCUUGCCAACUGGACUAAGGUCGAGUUAAAUUUCAAGAAGGUUCGGGGUUUCUCUGGAGUAAGGUACCAAAAUCCACGCUUCAUCACCACAUCAGGCCUGCAACGGGUUUAUUUUUUUUUUUUGGGACUAUAUCUCAGUUAAUUAUUGCCGGCUUAGGAGAACAUUUAAGUGUGGGCCCACAUUGAAAACAGGUUUUGAAACCAAAAGAUUGAAACAUCUAGUUUUUUUUUGUUGUGAACUUAUUAUUGUGCUCAAUAUAUGUUCAACAUUUCAUACAGGUGUGUGUUUGAUUUAUUGUAGAAUAGUAUUUGGAGUAUAUUAUUUUGGUCAAAGCUAUAUUAUUGAGUGACGAGAAUAGGAAAGUACUGGAGCAUUAUUAUUCUAAAGUGAAACUUAAACAAAGGUUUAAACACGGAAGUGUUAUUAUUUAUAAGUUAAUGGGUUUAAUGAACUCAGGGGCUCUUACCUACUUCAUUGCGGUAUAAAAAG
Molecule: messenger RNA, 4797 nt
Organism: Fundulus heteroclitus (mummichog)
Lineage: Eukaryota; Metazoa; Chordata; Actinopteri; Cyprinodontiformes; Fundulidae
Exons: 2
Coding region: 680-4336 (1218 amino acids)
Molecular function (GO): nucleic acid binding; zinc ion binding
Source: RefSeq, a predicted model, not a curated record